Messenger RNA from Sander lucioperca (pikeperch), 7203 nucleotides. Its product is annotated as trichohyalin-like. The record is from RefSeq and is a predicted model, not a curated record. Lineage: Eukaryota; Metazoa; Chordata; Actinopteri; Perciformes; Percidae. The coding region runs from base 138 to 6998 and encodes 2286 amino acids. The transcript is spliced from 12 exons.
GUUGCUUGAGCCGAGCAUGCGCAGAGUGUCGCAGCUAACCACAUCAGAAACCAAUCCAUAAGCGUGUUUACGGAAUUUAAAUUAAACAACAGCGAGAGUUUUCAAGGAAAGUAAAGCUUCCUGUGAAGAGUACAGGGAUGAAGUUCCCUGUGGAUCUCCUGGCUGAUGUUAGCCACACAGAACUGGAGCGGCUGGCCCACAACUACAUGAACAACCUUCUUUACAGCAACCCGGAUGCUCCUGAACACCUUACCCUCCCUGACUCCACCCAGGUCACCAUCAAUAUUUGCAGUGUGGGCUUCAUCCCUCUGUAUGGAUCCAGUGAUAAGCAGAAGGUCCUGGCCCUCUUCUCUCCCACUGAACCGUUAACUGCUGUGGCUCUGUACCUGCUGGACCAGUGGUGGCCCGUGGACGACAUCCUUAAGACAGCAGACCCUGCUCGGGAUGGAGCGGUGGAGGUGGAGACAGUAGGAGAGAGAAUAGUUCUGUACAUCCUUAACCGUGUGGUCUAUAGAGCCAGAGAGAUGAGCUCUGAAGAGCUCCCCUUCCUCUGCCACGGAGAAAAAGAUCACGCCAAAAUCCUCUGGAGUAACGGAGAGGCUGUGGGCUUCUACUCAGUCAAACCCUCAGGCAGCUUUUCUAAUUCAUUUGCCACCAGAAGCUAUCAGCUCCCUGUGAUGGACUCCAUCUUUGUGAGGAGAUGUCAGCGUGGGAAAGGCUUUGGCCUGCAGAUGCUGGAGGACUUUGUGCUCAGUUUCAAAGAGGACUGUCUGGGGUUGAGGUACCCCCUCACAAAACCCAUGUAUAAAGUGUGUGAGAAGUACCUGAGGCAGUUCCCAGGAGACACAGACCUGCUGUGGGAGGUGGAGAGCGUUGGUGGGCCCAACCAGAGGACCAACAUGGCCAGCAAGAUCCAGGCCAUGGAUCACAGUGCAGUGUCCAGGAGUCUGUCCUUCACAGAGGAAUCACUUGUGAUUACUGAGAUGACUGAGAAGGAUGUGGUCAUCACCACUCAAAUACAAGAUGCUGAAUCCAUGGAAUGCACAGUUGAAAUUGUGGAGGAAGUGACAGUCCUGAGCGCUACCAAAGCAGGUUCAGAGGCUGAAGUUCCACUCACAGCCCGGGGCCGGAGCAGUGGCUCAAAACGAAGGAAGACUGCAGAGGAAAAGGUUAUCAGAAUUGAGGACAUUGAAGCAGAAACCCCCAGAGAGGAGCAGGAGAAUGUCUCUGAGUCGAUGCAGACUAAGGCUGUCAGUGUGGCUCCUGAAGAACAGGGACAGGAUGUAGUUGACACUGCAGCCACCAUGUCGGGACAACCAGACGCUGUCCUGAAGCCACAAGACCCUGAAACAGCUGAUGUGACAUCAUCAGCUAUGACUGAGGAGGCACCAGUGGAAGCCAACGCCCCCCAGGAUCUGAACAACACCGCCCGGGACUCACAGAUCACAGUUGAGAAUGUGGCAUCAGAAAUGGAGGAAGAGUGUCAGGAGGAAGACACUGCAGCGCCGGCAGUCUCUGAAGAAGUGUUGGAGUUACACACGGAAGCAGAAACUCUGGAUAAAGUGGGGGAGGAAACUCAGAUCACUGAUGAAAAGUGGGAAGAAAGAGUUCCACAACACAAGGUAAGUCUGUCACCACGUGAAACAUCAAAGAAUGGCAAAGCAGGAAGAACAGGAGAAACAACUGUACAGAGUAAAACCCGUAGACGGAGAUAUACACACCACAGCAAGCCGGAGGAGGGGGUGAAGGAGGAAACUGCAGCCCAGGAUGGAGGGAUAAGUUUGAGAAGAAGAACUGUCAUGAACACGCCUACACCCACACGCAAAUACACCAGACGCUGCCCGAAAGUCUGUGAAGACUCAGAGAAAGAGGUGGCAGAGGUGGCAGAGGAGAAUGACGUUUCGGCUGAAGGAGCAGAGGAGUUAGCUGAAACUGGAGAAGGAGUAAAAGAGGAUGCAGUUGAGCUGGAGGAAUUAAGAGAAGAAAAGCAACAGCUGGAAGAUGAACAACAACUGACAAAUGAAGAGAAGACGGAGAAACAACCGGAGGCGGAGGUGAAGGGGACUGCACUGACAGAGGAAGAGGAGGGUGAACACGUGAAGCAUGGAUCUGAGAGAAAAAAAGAAGCUGACCUGGGAGCAGGAGCUUCUGCUGGGGGAGAGCAAGCACAUGAACAGGUGGAGGAACAAGAGGAGGUCGCUGACAGGCCAGAAGAAGAGAUAUCCACUGAGGAACUAAGUGCUGUGGAAGAAGAGACGAUUCCAAAGGCAGAGGAAGCAGCAGGGGACGUUAUAGCUUUGACUGAAGGGAACGAGGAAGAGAGCAAGGACGAGACGGAGCCUGUCUCGGUGAUGGAAGCAGCAGAGGAGGGAGAGGCUGUCAGUGUCUCUGCUGCUGCAGAUGAAGACACUGCUGCUGCAGAAACAGCUGUCAGAGACACUGCUGCUGCUACAGAAACAGCUGUCAGACAGGCUGAAGAGCCUCAGGAAAAGGAAUCUGGCCCUGAAAUCUCCAAGCUCCAGAAAGCCACUGUCAUCCUAGUGGACAUCAAAACAAGCUGCCAUCAUCUCAGUGUGAAGAAGGCAGACGAAAUAGCUGCUGACGGACAGAGUGCUGCUGCAGAAAAGCAACAGGAAGAGGAGGAUGGAGGGAAGCAGGAAGACAUUAAAGACACAUGUGUGGAGGUGAGUGCAGAGGCCCAGACUGCCGAGAAGGAACAGCUUCAAGAAGACAAUUCUGAAAAAGAAGAAUCUGUGGAGGAGAAAAAAAGUGAAGCAGAGGAAGCACUGGUUCCUGAAAUAAGAGACGACACAGGUGAGGGUGUUAGUGAAGAAGCAGCAAGAGGCACUGAUGAGGUGGAGGCUGUGGCAAUCAGAGUGGAGGAGAAGCAGUCUGCAGAUGGAGAACCAGAGAACGCUGACCAGAGUCCCCCAGCAGCCGAAGUGGACGAGGCGGACAAGGCGAUGGAGGAGGAAGCUCCAGUUGUUGAAACCAGAGCUUUGAGACGUAGAACAAAAACUAGCACAGCCACACCAAGACGCAAAACAACAAGUCGCAGAAAGCAAGUGGAUGCACAUGAAGCAGAAGAAGAACCAGCAGUGACUGCAAGAACACUGAGAGGUGGGAGGACGUCUGCAUCGCACACACCUAAAGGCAAAUCCAGGAGAGGCCGCAAACACAUCCAGGAGGAAGAGCAAAAGGGAGAAGAGGAAACGGGAGCAGAGGAGGAAGAGGCAGCAAAGGAAGCAGCCGAAGAAAAGAGAGAUAUAGAGGGAGAGGAAAAGGUUGAGGAAGAGGGAAAGGAAAAGGUUGAAGAAAAGGGAGAGGAAAAGGUUGAGGAAGAGGGAGAGGAAAAGGUUGAGGAAGAGGGAGAGGAAAAGGUUGAAGAAAAGGGAGAGGGAAAGGUUGAGGGAGAGGAAAAGGUGGAGGGAGAGGAAAAGGAAAAGGUUGAGGAAGAGCUAGAGGCAAAGGUUGAAGAAGAGGGAAAGGGAAAGGUUGAGGGAGAGGAAAGGGUUGAGGAAGAGGGAGAGGGAAAGGUUGAGGAAGAGGCAGAGGAAAAGGUGGAGGGAGAGGAAAAGGAAAAGGUUGAGGAAGAGCUAGAGGCAAAGGUUGAAGAAGAGGGAAAGGGAAAGGUUGAGGGAGAGGAAAGGGUUGAGGAAGAGGGAGAGGAAAGGGUUGAGGGAGAGGGAGAGGGAAAGGUUGAGGAAGCUGCCUCUGAGAGAGAGGAAAGUGUAGAGCCAGAAAUCGAUGUGGAGGAAGGCAAAGCUGUGGCAGAGCGAGGAAGAGAUGCAGCAGAAGAUGCAUCAGAAGGCGUAUCCAGAGAUGCAGACAGGGAGGAAGAGGCCGUAGGGGAAGAGUGUGGUGAGAGGAAAGCACCCAUGGGGGGUGAGGAGGGGGAACUAGCACCAGCCACUGUGACUAGAUCUCUGAGGAGUGGUGCGAAGACGUCCAAAGCUCCAAAAAGCAGGUCCAGACGAAGCAAGAAGCAACCAGACAAAGAGGAAGAGGAGGAGGGGCAGAGACAACUCCAGAACCAGGAAGAGGGACCAAAGGAAUCAGACGAGGAAGCAGAGGAAGAGGAAGAAACAGGGCUGGGGUCAGUCGAAGACUCCCCGACAGAAGUGGAGGAAGCUGUCACAGCAGAAACAGGAGAGUCGUCAGAAGGAACUGUGCCGGUGACUGAAGAGGAAGCUGCAGAGGAUUCAGUACAAGAAGGAGACACUGAUACUUCAUUACCCAAACCCAGCGCGGACUCAGCUGUACUGCCACCGAGUGGAGAAGAGGAGCAACGGGCAGCCCAGCUCUCUGUGAGCCAUACUGACAUCCAGGAAGAAGCUGCAGCUGCAGAGGAGGCUCUUCCUGCUGAGGCAGAGGAGGAGAAGAGAGAGGAAGCAGCUAUUGCAGAGGAGGAAGUUCCUGAGGGGACAGAAAACACUGAGCUGGAGAAAGUGACAGGGGAAGAGGAUAAAGCGGAAGCAGUCCCAACAGCAGACCCAGGGGAGGGCAGAGCUAAUGAAGAGGAGGCUGAAGGUGUUAACGAUGAGGAGCAGGAAGCUACAGUCCCAGAAACCAGAGCACGCAGGAAGCAGGCAGGCCAAGCCACGCCCAGAAGCACACUAACAAGAAGCAGACAGGAGAAUGCUGAGGUAGAAAAGGCGGCUUCAGAAAGUCAGAAAGAGGAACCGACAGUUGAAGUCCGGGUUCUGAGGAGGGGGAGGAAGCUUAUCCCUGUAACGCAAAGACGUACAACAAAAAGAACCCACCCAGAAGAAGAGGAAGAGGGAGAGCAGGAAGAGGAGGGAGCAGGUGAGGCAAGAAAGGCAGAGGAAGAAGAGGAACAGCAGCAGAUUGUUGAUCAGGAGAAGGCAAAGAGACUUGAUGAAAGGGAUGCAACUGAACGAGUAGAAACGAUGGACGCAGAAAUGAGUGAAGACAAAGAGGAGACUGUGGCAGAGGAAACUGUCUUACAACAAGAUGCCUCAGAGCAGGGACAAGCCCACAGGGCUGGGUCAGCUGCAGAUGUGGACACAGAUGUUGCACAGCCUGCUGAUGAGGGGAAGAGCUUGGGUGUUCAAGAGGAAGUAGUCCCAACACAAGAGACAGUGGAGGGGGAACAGUCAACCUCUGCAGUGACGGGAAGUCCCCGAGAGACCCUGGAGACAGCAGAGGACGGCGAGGCAAAAGGUGUGUCUGAGGAGGAGGAAGCACCCGUUACUGAAAGAGCCACAACUAGAGGCAAAACCACCAACAGACAAGAGGAAGAGGCAGCUGGAGAGAAAAGCACGGAAGAUGAUGAACCAGUGGUAGAAACAAGAGUUCUGAGGAAGGGAAAAAGAUCUGCUGCUGCCACACCUCAACGUAAACCUAAAAGAGUCCGCACACAGCCUCAGACAAAGCAAGAGGAAGAGGAAGAAGCUGCUCCUGCUGAAGAGACCCAAGCAGAGGAAACCAAAACUGAUGAGAAGGAAGACAACAGUGAUGAAAAGACUGAAGAAAAAGAUGGGGAUGAAGCUGCAGCAGAGCAGGAAGAAGAAGCUACAGAGCCAGAGGUUGAGAUGGAAAAAGAAGAAGCUGUGGCAGAGGAAGAGGACCGGUCUACUGUUCCUGAGCCACGUGAAGACGGACAGGGAGAGACUUCCGCUGGGGAAAGAGCUGAAGAGACACCAAAUACAGACGAAGGAAAGGUUACUGACCAGGAAGAAGCAGCAAGUGUUGAAACAGCAGUCCUGAGAAGCGGUAAAAAGACAGGGAGAGCCGCAACCAGAAGCAAAACCACAAAAAGGCAAGAGGAAGAGGCAGCUGGAGAGAAAAGCACGGAAGAUGAUGAACCAGUGGUAGAAACAAGAGUUCUGAGGAAGGGAAAAAGGUCUGCUGCUGCCACACCUCGGGGUAAAUCCAAAAGAGUCCGCACACAGCCUCAGACAAAGGAAGAGGAAGAGGAAGAAGCUGCUCCUGCUGAAGAGACACAAGCAGAGGAAACCAAAGCUGAUGAGAAGGAAGACAACAGUGAUGAAAAGACUGAAGAAAAAGAUGGGGAUGAAGCUGCAGCAGAGCAGGAAGAAGAAGAGGCAGGGCAGGAACCACCGGAGGAGAAAGGGCAGGAUGCAGAGGAAGAAGGAAAGAGUAUGGAAAUGGACAAAGACAAAGAAGUGCGAGAGGAAGAGUCUGCUGUAGGAGAUGCAGGGCAGAUGAAGGAAGUAGUGCCUGAAGAGGAGGACAACCGUGUGGAAGCUGUGGAAGAGAGUUCAUCAGCUGAGGUAGAAGAGACAAAGUCAGCCGAGGAAGAGGAAACCACCGUCACAGAAGGAUCCACUGAAGUGGGAGGUGACAGUGACGUCGCUGGAGAACAGGCUCUAUCUGUGGCGGCAGAGGAAGAAGCUCCGGCUGUAACAACCAGAGCGCUGCGGAGCAAAACAAAAACUUCAGCCGCCACUCCAUCACGGAGAUCCAGGAGAGGAGCAGUGCAGACGCAGCAGCAGGAAGAGGAAGAUCCUGAGGAAGAAGAAGUGCACCAAUCGACUGGUGACUCACCUCGAAGAUCGGUGCGAAAAAAGCCCAGAGUGGAUUACAGAGAAAACGAUGAGGAGGGAGAGCGAGGCGAGACGGAGGCCACAGCUGACCAGCAGGAAGAGGACGAAGAGGACAGAGAGGACGAGAAAGCGAAACGUUCAGCAGAGCAGCCGGCAGAGAAGCUGAACAAUCUGAGUUUAGUGUUAGACACAGAUGAGGAGCGGGAGACAGCAGGGUUGAGUCCAGAGGCUGAAGAAGAGGAGCAGAAUAUGUCAGAGGAAGAGGCGGAGCCUGUAGUGAUUGGAAAGAGAGUUUUAAGAGGGAGGUCAGUUCCUUCAGUGAUAAUCACCCCCCAGGCUAAAUCCACACGCCGCAGUGCUAGAGUUCAGAAAGCUGAGGAGGAAGAAGAGAAGAGCCCGCGCUCCACUCAGAACAGAAGAGCUGAAGGAACACCAGCUCGCAGAUCUCAGCGUCGCAGCAGAGUUUAGGAUGUUCUGAAUGCUACGAUCAACAUCCACACCAAAUACAUGUAGCAGUGUGCAGUCACAGAACUGGGAAAUGCAAAAGAAACAACACAUGCUCAUAGUCAAUGUUUAAUGCAAGCUUCAGUAGUAAGCUCACAGCGUACACUCACAAACACCUGUGUGUUCUCCAUGUGGACUUAAAGGCCCAAGUGUGUAGCUGUUCAUGAAA